AUGCGCCACACUCUGCACGUCCUGUUGCUGCUGCUGCUCUGCUGCUUCACCAGUUCUUUUGCCACCGCCGAGCAUCGCUGCAUAUUUGACCGCAUUUCUCGCAAGCAUGCGCCCCCGAUGAGGGCAGUUGUGCGUGAAUUACCGAGCCGGGGGCGUGGCGGGACGCAGGUGUUGACUGCCUCUGUGUCUGGCUGGGCGCCCAUCCGUUUUAAGGUCUUCUCGGAGGACAUGAACAAUCCUUCCAAGUACUGCGGCGCUGCGGGAGAGCACCGCCCGGACUUGGAAGGAGGAGUCCGUGUGUGCCAGCAACAGGAUGUUCUUACGGCUGAAAAAAGUCCAUCAUCUUGGAUCAGAUGCUUCCCGAGCCAUACAG
This is a messenger RNA of Trypanosoma rangeli, 373 nucleotides long. Its product is annotated as leishmanolysin. Lineage: Eukaryota; Euglenozoa; Kinetoplastea; Trypanosomatida; Trypanosomatidae. Gene Ontology annotation, molecular function: metalloendopeptidase activity. The annotation marks the transcript as partial. Gene Ontology annotation, biological process: cell adhesion; proteolysis. The record is from RefSeq and is a predicted model, not a curated record. Gene Ontology annotation, cellular component: membrane. The transcript has a single exon.